AUGAGUGUUGUAUUUUCUUCUGAAGAAGAAAUCAGUAAAAUGUCUAAAGAAGAUCGAAGAUGCAAAAAUAGAAUUAUAAGAUAUUUAGCACGAAACAGACCUUUAUUAGAUAAAAAAUUAUCUAUUAACGAUAAAUAUCUGUAUAGAAAUUUUCUUGAAGUUAUCAGAAAAAUAAUAUUACAAAUAGAAAGAUCUCAUAAGGAUGAAGGUUAUGAUUAUUUUUAUUCAAGAAAAGAUAAAUUGUAUCUGAUGUAUAAGAUGUUUAAAAAAGAAAUCCUUAAAGAUAAAAAUAAAAAAGUGAUAGAACUUUGCUUAAAAUAUGGGAAAUAUAAUUUUAAACCUUUCUUGUAUCAAGAAAAAAGAAGAUUAUUAUUUCUACUAUAUCAACUUCAACUAUAUUUUCAAAAUAUUUAUAAACAAUUAAACAAAGAAGAACCAAAAAAACCAGAAAAAUUAAUAUUAGAUAAAACUUUGAAUGAAGAUAUAAGUAAAAAAAAAUUGUCUAAAUAUACUAAAAAAAAUUAUACAAAAACUUUAGAAAAAAUCAGAAUAUCAUUCAUUCCAUUAUGGUAUACGAGUAGAGUUAUGAUUAAAGAUC
Scutellospora calospora is the source of this 598-nucleotide messenger RNA. Lineage: Eukaryota; Fungi; Glomeromycota; Glomeromycetes; Diversisporales; Gigasporaceae. The record is from the annotation of a GenBank genome assembly.